Molecule: messenger RNA, 3764 nt
Organism: Mollisia scopiformis
Lineage: Eukaryota; Fungi; Ascomycota; Leotiomycetes; Helotiales; Mollisiaceae
Product: RecF/RecN/SMC N terminal domain-containing protein
Exons: 6
Coding region: 52-3591 (1179 amino acids)
Biological process (GO): chromosome organization
Cellular component (GO): chromosome
Molecular function (GO): ATP hydrolysis activity; ATP binding; protein binding
Source: RefSeq, a predicted model, not a curated record
UAAAGACGACAAAUUCGACAAUACCAGCGACGACGUCGCCGUUACGCCAAAAUGAAGAUUGUGGAAGUUAUCAUUGAUGGCUUCAAGUCGUACGCUGUACGCACUGUUAUUUCAGGAUGGGAUGAUUCUUUCAAUUCGAUUACGGGUCUAAAUGGAAGUGGAAAGAGCAAUAUAUUAGACAGUCUGUGUUUUUGCCUGGGCAUCACACAGUUGACCACAGUUCGAGCGCAGAAUCUCCAGGAUUUAAUUUACAAGCGUGGACAAGCUGGAGUAACGAAAGCAAGUGUGACGAUAGUCUUCGACAAUCGGGACAAGAAGAAGUCUCCAAUCGGCUUCGAAGAAUAUGCCCAAAUCAGCGUCACUCGGCAGAUUGUGCUGGGAGGCACAAGCAAGUAUCUUAUCAAUGGGCACCGAGCACAGCAGCAGACUGUUCAAAACCUGUUCCAGUCUGUAGGCUUAAAUAUCAACAAUCCCAACUUUCUCAUCAUGCAAGGUCGAAUCACAAAGGUACUGAACAUGAAGGCGGUUGAGAUUCUGGCUAUGAUCGAAGAAGCAGCUGGCACACGAAUGUUCGAGGAUAGGAGAGACAAAGCCUUCAAGACUAUGGCGAAGAAGGAGAUGAAAGUCCAAGAGAUUACAGAACUGCUCAGAGAAGAGAUUGAGCCAAAACUUGAGAAGUUAAGGACAGAAAAGCGAGCUUUCCUAGAUUUCCAACAGACACAAAGCGACCUUGAGCGAUUAACAAGAGUCGUCGUGGCGCACGACUAUGUCAAGAAUCAAGAGAAGCUCAAACAAUCAGCUGGAGAUUUGGAGCUCAAGAAGCAACGACAGAAGGAUCUCGAGGACAACGCUGUCAGGUUAAAGAACGAGAUUGAGAAUCUCGCAGAAGACGUCAGAAGAGUCAAGUCGCAACGAGACAAGGAGCUGAAGAAAGGGGGCAAGGCUCAAGCCAUGGAGGAAGAAGUGAAGAAGCACUCGAAUGAGCUUGUUCGUCUGUCGACGGUCAUGGACUUGAAGAAAUCAAGCAUGGCCGAAGAGAAAGAACGAAAGUCUACGAUUCAGAAGACAGUUUCUGAAAUGGAGACUCUCCUGAAGCAGAAGACCAAGGUGUAUGAGAAGAUCCAAGCUCAGUAUGACAAGGCGAAGGACGAGCUGGAGAAGCAAAGCCAGGAAGCAGAGACCAAGGAAGAAUUGCUCCAAACCUUACAGACCGGUGUGGCCUCGAAAGAAGGCCAGGAAAGUGGGUACCAAGGCCAACUUCAGGACGCCAGAAAUCGAGCCAGUGCUGCAUCGACAGAACAGGAGCAAGCCAAGUUGAAAAUUGCCCAUCUCGAGAAACGAAUUAAGGAAGAAGAACCUCGAGCUAAGAAAGCUAAGGAGCAGAAUGCCGGUCUGCUCAGUGAACUUGAAGGCCUUCGAUCACAAGCACAGAAGUUGGAGAAGGAAUUGGGUAAGCUGGGCUUCGAGGCUGGAAAAGAAGAUGACAUGUACAAGCAAGAGAGCACACUUCAGCAGACCAUCAGGAAGCUUCGCGAGCAGUCUGAUGGAAUGAAGCGAAAGGUGGCCAACAUCGACUUCAAUUAUGCGGAUCCAACACCAAACUUUGACCGAUCAAAGGUCAAAGGUCUGGUUGCUCAAUUGUUCACUCUGGACAAAGACAAGACCGAAGCUGGAACCGCGCUGGAGAUUUGUGCAGGAGGACGACUCUAUAAUGUGGUUGUCGACACUGAAGUUACUGGCACACAAUUGCUUCAAAACGGCAAACUCAGGAAACGUGUCACUAUUAUUCCUCUCAACAAGAUUGCUGCAUUCAGAGCAUCUGCUGAGAAGAUUGGUGCAGCCCAAAAGAUUGCUCCAGGGAUGGUUCAUCUUGCCUUAUCACUCAUCGGAUAUGACGAUGAAGUUUCUACGGCCAUGGACUACGUUUUUGGUAACACUUUGAUCUGUGCCGAUGCCGCGACUGCAAAGAGAGUUACCUUCGAUCCUGCUGUUCGAAUGAAGAGUAUUACUUUGGAAGGAGACUCGUACGAUCCCUCUGGAACAUUGUCUGGUGGUAGCGCGCCAAAUUCGAGCGGUGUUCUGGUGACUCUUCAGAAACUCAAUGAGCUGACGAAGGAGUUGAAGUCUCAAGAGGCCACGCUCGCUGAAUUACAAACAACAAUGGCACGGGAGAAGAAGAAGCUUGACCAAGCCAAGCGAAUCAAGCAAGAUCUUGAUCUUAAAUCUCAUGAGAUUAAGCUCACAGAGGAACAGAUUGGCGGCAAUUCAUCCUCAUCGAUCAUUCAGGAGGUCGAGAACAUGAAGACGUCGAUAGUACAGCUGGAAACUGAUCUUACAGAAGCCAAAAAACGGCAAGACGAGGCCAACAAAGACGUCAAGCGUAUUGAGAAGGACAUGAAGGACUUUGAUAACAACAAAGAUGGCAAGCUUGUUGAACUGCAGAAGUCUUUGGAUGCUUUGAGAAAGGCACUUACCAAGGAUUCCGCCUCUGUCAAAGCUCUCCAAAAGGAGCUUCAAGGUGCCCGGCUGGAUUCGGAACAAGUUGGGGGUGAUCUUGCUGCUGCUCAAGAGCAACUGCAGGAGGUUGAACUUACUUUGAAAGCUCAGGCCGAGGAAAUUGCAGCAUUGGUCUCUGAGCAAGCACAGAUGAAGGAUACCCUGGAUGUCGCACAAGCACAUCUUGACGAUGAACGUGCCAAGUUGACUGGAUUUGACGAUGAGCUUCGAUCGCUGGAAGAAGCAUCUCGCUCGAAAGCAUCUCGGAUCACCGAGGAAAGCCUCGAAAUGCAGAAACUUGGCCAUCAAGUCGAGAAGUUUCACAAGGAGCAACAGAAUGCUGUUCAGACCGUGGCACAUAUGGAGAAGGAGCACGAGUGGAUUGCUGACGAGAAGGACAACUUUGGUCGAACUGGAACGCCAUACGAUUUCAAGGGCCAGAACAUUGCUGAAUGUAAAUCAUCUCUUCGAAACCUCACCGAGCGAUUCCAAGGCAUGAAGAAGAAGAUCAACCCUAAAGUCAUGAACAUGAUUGACAGUGUUGAGAAGAAGGAAGUCUCAUUGAAGAACAUGAUGAAGACGGUCAUCAGAGACAAGAAGAAGAUCGAGGAGACAAUCGUGACUUUGGACGAGUACAAGAAGAAAGCUCUACACGAGACCUGGACCAAGGUCAAUAAAGAUUUCGGACAGAUCUUUGGAGAGCUAUUGCCUGGGAGUUUUGCCAAACUUGAUCCUCCGGAGGGCAAGACCAUCAAUGAAGGAUUGGAGUUCAAAGUAUCACUAGGCAAAGUAUGGAAACAGAGUCUCACGGAACUGUCGGGUGGUCAACGUUCACUAAUCGCACUUUCUCUCAUCAUGGCUCUUCUCCAAUUCAAACCAGCACCCAUGUAUAUCCUAGACGAGGUCGACGCAGCUUUGGACGAGUCACAUACUCAGAACAUCGGCCGACUCAUCAAAACGAGAUUCAAGGGCAGUCAGUUCAUCGUUGUCAGUUUGAAGGAUGGCAUGUUCACAAACGCGAAUCGGAUCUUCAAGACAAGAUUCACCGAGGGGACAUCGGUGGUUCAGGCGCUUACUGGUGCUGACUUCAAGUAAACGGUUCGAAUCAGGCUGGGAGUUGGUACAUGGACGAUUAAUGUUUGUGGUGCAUAUGGGUUUUGGAGUUUGGCCAUUUGAGGCUCUGGUACUGGUAUUGGACUACCCGGGCAGGUUAAUGACUGUAUGAAUACCGAACAUUGAUGAAAGAGAUCUGAAAACACGUGAAUAUC